AUGAAUCCCGUGGAUGGAGGAGGAGAAGCGGGCCCGGACGGCCUGGCGACGGCAGGUUCUGGUAAAGCCGAGUGUGUCCGGGCGGUCGAUGUCCUGACGGUGCUCAGAGAGAAAGUGGCCUUCGUGUCAGGCGGGCGGGACAAACGCGGUGGACCAAUCCUGACCUUCCCUGCCAGGACCAAUCAUGAUCGAAUAAAACAGGAGGACCUCAGCCGGCUGGUCACUUACCUAUCGACAAUACCCAGUGAGGAUGUGCGCGCUCGUGGCUUCACCGUGGUGGUGGACAUGCGUGGAAGUAAGUGGGACAGUGUGAAGCCGGUGCUGCGAACGCUGCAGGAGUCGUUUUCCUCCAACAUCCACACGGCGCUGCUCAUCAAACCUGACACCUUCUGGCAGAAACACAAGACCAACUUGGGCAGCGCCAAGCUCAGCUUCGAGACCAGCCUGGUGUCCGUGGAGGGUCUGUCCCGGCUUGUCGACCCCUCCCAGUUGACCUCUGACCUUGGUGGCUCAUUGGAAUAUGACCAUGUGGAAUGGACUGAGCUACGUCUGGGCCUGGAGGAGUUCUCGGGGGCUGCCACACAGCUGCUGGCCCAGCUGGAACAGCUAGAGGCCGGACUGAACCGCAUACCAGAGCCCCAGGAUGUCGACGAGGCCCGCAAGCUUCUUGAGGAACACAGUCGUCUCCGUAACACUAUUGCAACUGCACCAGUUGAUGCCCUCGACCGAGAAGGGCGGAGCUUACUGCAACGUAUGCGCCUUGGCCCUUCCCAUGGUGAUGCCUCCACUGAGGGCGGUGGGGGUGGCGGCAGCCACGGCAGCUGGCUGUCAGGCGGGGCGGACUUCCAGAGCGUGGCUCCAAAGGUUUCGUCCCUGCUGGACCGGCUGCAGGCGGCUCGUACCCAUCUGCUGCAGAGCUGGAGCGACAAGAAGCUGCACCUGGACCAGGCGCUGCAGCUACACCUGUUUGAGCAGGAUGCCACCAAGAUGUCUGAGUGGAUCGCUCACAGUAAAGAGCUGUUCGUGCAGAGUCUGGCAGAGGUCGGUCAGAACCACCAGCAUGCUGUCGACCUCCAGACGCAACACCAGCACUUCACCGCCAACUGCAUGAAUGGCAGCGUGAAUGUGGACAGUGUUGUCACCGUGGCGGCGAGGCUCGCAGAGGCCGGUCAUUACGGUGCGGAGCGGAUCGCCAUGGUUUCGUCGAAGUUGCAGGAAGACUGGAAGUCCCUGACGACGGCGCUGGAGGAGCGCAGCAACACGCUCGCCAUGGCAACCGGCUUCCACCAGGGGGCAGAACAGUUCCUGCAUCGGGUGGAGGGCUGGGUUCAGGUGUGCUCUGAGGGGUCACUGCCAUCAGCAACAGCAGAGCUGGAAGCUGCCAUAAAGAAGCACCAGGAGCUCAAUGAAGAGAUCUCUGCGAAUUACACACAGGUCAGCGAGAGCGGUAAAGCACUACUGGACGUUCUCCAGCGUUGCCCAGCAUCAGAUUCUGAUGACUCGGCGCCCAAACCAGACUUCACUGCCGCCACGCACAGCAUCAUGGGAGUUCUACACCAAGUGAUGCAGGGUCACCAUGAAGUGGAGAGGGCGUGGCAACACCGCAAGCUCCGCCUCCAUCAGCGCCUGCAGCUUUGUGUGUUUCAACAGGAUGUUAAACAGGUGCUGGACUGGGUGGAGCAGCAUGGCGAGGUUUUCCUGAACAAACACACCGGCGUGGGGAAGUCUCUGCAUCGAGCACGAGCGCUGCAGAAACGCCACGACGACUUCCAGCAGGUCGCACAGAACACGUACACCAACGCAGAGAAGCUUCUGGAGGCUGCAGACCAGCUGGCUCAGUCUGGAGAGUGUGAAGAGGAGGAGAUCUACCAGGCGGCCCGAGACCUGGAGCUCCGCAUGCAGGCCUUCAUCCAGCGCGUUGAACAGAGGAAGCUGCUGCUGGACCUCGCUGUGUCCUUCUACACGCAUACAAAGGAGCUGUCAGCGUGGAUGGAGGGACUCCAGAAGCAGCUGUCCUCAGAUGUCCUCAUCUGCCCGGACACCGUGGAGGCUCUUCAGGCUCUCAUCAGCCAGCAGCAGCAGCAGCAGGCCAACACGCAGGAAGCUGCGAUGAGUGUCAUCCGGGAGGGAGAAGACCUCAUCCUGCAACUGAGGCCCCAGGGCAGCUCGGUGGCCCAUGUAGAGUCAGUGUUGCAACAGCUGGAGGAGUCUCACGUUCAGCUGGAGGAGCUUUUCCAUCAGAGGAAGAUCCGACUAGAUGUUUACUUGCAGCUGCGCAUACUGCAGCAGUGCACACUGGAGGUUACUGGGGAAAUGGAUGCAUGGAAACAAGACCUUCAGAAACAGUCCCAGGACUUUUCCACUGAGAAACUAGCAUCACCGAGGCUACCCGAUGCAAACCAGGACAAGCUAGCCCAGGAUAAGUUAGCAUUGGGCCAGUCACGGCUAGUGGAGGCCAGCCCCGAGGCACUAACAUUAGCACAGCAGCGCAUUCACAGGCACAUGGAACGGAGGUUGGCUAUGAACAACAUGAUUUAUGAGGUCAUCCAGCAAGGUCAUGACCUUCAACAGUACAUCACAGAGGUCCUGGCAUCAGGUAUCGAGCUCUCAGAGGCAGAGGGAGGCAUCUCCUCACAGGUGGAGGAGCUGCAGUGCCUCCUGCAGGACAAACAGAAGGAGCUGCAGCAGAUUGCAGAUCACAUACACACACACCUGGAGCAGAACCUGCAGCUGAGACACCUGCAGAGCCAGGUUAAACAGGUGCUGGGUUGGAUCUCAGAGGGGGAGGUCAUGCUGUCGUCCUGCAUGUUGAAUUCCAGCUGUUUGUCUGAAGCGGAGCAGCUCCAGCGGGAGCAUGAGCGUCUCCAACAGGCCAUAGAGUCUCUCCUUCAUGCUGACUCCCUGCAGAGGACCCAUCAGGUGGCCCUGGCUCUGCAGCAGAGAGCAGAGCUGCUGGUCAGGUCAGGUCACUAUGACCCUGAUGCAGUGAGGUCUUGUGCCCAGACGGUGGCGCUGCACUGGCAGACACUGAUGCUGAGGAUUGAAGACAGGCUUAAAUUAGUCAACGCAUCCGCUGCCUUUUACAGGACGUCACAGCAGGUGUGUGGUGUACUGGAGAGUCUAGAGCAGGAGUACCGCAGGGAGGAGGACUGGUGUGCAGGAGGAGAAAGACAGCCUGAGCAGCUGCUGCCGCUCAUCAGCAAACACAUGGAGCAGAAGGAGGCAUUCCUAAAGGCAUGCACUCUGGCCAGACGGAACGCCGAAGUUUUCCUCAAGUACAUUCACCGCAACAGCGUCACCAUGGCUACUAUCUCUGGCCACAGCGUAACUGUCUCUGGGGUAACUGGGGUUACAGAGGUUACCGGGCACUCCAGGGUGCCAGAGCAACAGGUCAAAGGGAUCCUCAGUGAGCUGCUCCAGAGAGAAAACAGAGUUCUUCAUUUCUGGACUUUAAAGAAACGUAGACUGGAUCAGUGCCAGCAGUAUCUGCUCUUCCAGAGCCACGCCCAGCAGGCUCUGGAUUGGUUACAACAGUCAGGGGACCAUUACCUGGCCACCCACACAUCACCUGGGGCAACAGUGGCUGAGACGCAAGAACUGCUGAACCAACACAGAGAAUUCUGCAUUUCAGCGAAGCAUACGCAGGAAAAAGUUCACCUGCUGAUCCAGCUGGCUGAGAGCAUGUUGGCUAAAGGCCACGCCCACCGCACAGAGCUCCGCCGUUGCGUUUCCACGGUUGACAAGCGCUACCGUGACUUCACUGUCAGGAUGGGGCAGUACCGCCACCUGCUGGAAACGGCGCUGGGAGGCUGCUCACAGGACAAUAAGGACUUAGAGCUGGAGCUGAUCCCCAACAGUCUGUCCGACUCGGACCCGGAGGUCAACCUGUCCGACCCGAGCCACCAGGUCAGCGAUGAGAAGAGACGCUCUGCUCGCAAGAAAGAAUACAUCAUGGCUGAGCUCCUUCAGACGGAAAGAGUCUACGUCAGAGAUCUGCAGGAGUGUAUCGAGACGUACCUGUGGGAGAUGACGAGCGGCUCAGAGGACGUCCCGCCUGGCCUUGUAAACAAGGAUGACAUUGUGUUUGGAAACAUCCAGGACAUCUACGAGUUCCACAACAGUAUUUUCCUGAAGGAACUGGAAAACUAUGAACAGCUUCCUGAGGAUGUUGGACACUGCUUUGUCACCUGGGCUGAUAAGUUCCACAUGUACGUGACGUACUGCAGGAACAAACCAGACUCCAGUUUACUCAUCCAACAGCAUGGCGUGGCAUUCUUCGAGGAGGUCCAGAGAAGACAUGGUCUAGCAAACUCCAUCUCCUCAGCUCUCAUCAAGCCUGUUCAGAGGAUCACCAAAUACCAGCUGCUGCUCAAGGAGCUGCUGGCCUGCUGCGAGGAGGGGAAAGGCGAGAUAAAGGAAGGCCUGGAUGUGAUGCUGAGCGUCCCAAAGAGAGCCAAUGAUGCUAUGCAUGUUAGCAUGUUGGAAGGUGUGGAGGAUGGUCUGGAUGUUCAGGGCGAGCUCCUCCUGCAGGACUCCUUCCUGGUUUGGGAGCCGAAAUCUUUAAUCAGAAAGGGGCGGGACCGACACCUCUUCCUGUUCGAGCUGUCACUCAUCUUCAGCAAGGAGAUCAAAGACUCAUCUGGAAGGACCAAAUACAUCUACAAGAGCAGGCUGAGGACCUCUGAGCUCGGUGUAACAGAGCAUAUCGAGGGGGACCCCUGUAAGUUUGCACUAUGGGUGGGACGAACGCCGACCUCAGACAACAAGACAGUACUAAAGGCGUCGUCUUUGGAGCUGAAGCAGGAGUGGGUUCGUAGCAUUCGGCAGGUGAUCCAGGAGAGGCGGGGUCACCUGCGGGGGGCACUGAGGGAGCCCAUCCCCCUCCCUAAGACACCCAACCCCACCCUGGGUCGACAGCGCAGCAUCACCCGCAGAGAGACGAGCGAAGACGCUGACAGUCUGGGUGAUGCCAGCAGUCAACCCGACACCGUCUCCAUCGCCUCCCGAACAUCGCAAAACACCGCAGACAGCGACAAGCUGUCAGGAGGCUGCGAGUUAGUCGUGGUGUUAUUGGAUUUCUCCUCCGGGGGACCGGGAGAGGUCAGCGUCCGCUGCGGUCAGACGGUGGAGCUGGUGGAACGCUCGGCAGAUCGGCCGGGGUGGUGUCUGGUCAGAACCACAGAUCAAACGCCCCAGCAGGAGGGCUUACUGCCGAUGAGCACCCUCUGCCUGUCGCACUCCCACAGUGCAGCCGACAUGGAGGGACUGCUCCCAGCCUCCACCACAUCCUCCAGCACCUCCUCUACGAGCACUACCACCUCCUCCUCCUGCAACUCGUCCUCUACCGCCAUCACCUCCACCUCGAACUCCUCCACUGUGAGCGCCGGGAGGGAGUCAAGUCUGUACAGCUCUGAAGGUUCAGGCCUCCAGACUCAGACCAUGAGCCAAAGUGCCACCUCUCCCACAGUGCUUGGAGCAGGCGGGGCUCCAGGAGGUGCUGUGGGUUCUCCGGGGCCAAAACGCAGCGGCUCUGGAACUGGAAACACCCUGAAGCGCUGGUUGACUAGUCCUGUACGGAGGCUGAGUCAGGGAAAAGCUGAUGGACAGAAGAAACCACCAAUCAGAAUGAGGAGGCGGGACAACAGGGCAGAGCUGACCACACCCCUCGCUGGAAACGCACAGACGAAGGCAAGAAAGGAAGAGGCGGGGCAUAGCGGUGGGGAGGAGGAGCCAGAAGAAGAAAGCCACACACCUUUACCACCCCCAAUGCAGAUCAUCAAAGACCCCAACAACCCUGAGGCUCUGGACUCAGAUCAAGGAUCAAAUGAAUCGGACACCGAACAGAGAAACAAGGCACUAAGAGGACGCAUGUUUGUUGUUAAUGAGAUGGUCCAAUCAGAGAAGGACUAUGUGAAAGACCUAGGAGUGAUUGUUGAGGGUUUCAUGUCUCGCCUGGAGGUCAGAGGGAUUCCAGAGGACAUGAGAGGAAAAGACAAAAUCGUCUUCGGCAAUAUCCAGCAGAUCUACGACUGGCACCGCGAUUUCUUCCUAGUGGAGUUGGAACGUUGUAUUCAGAAUCAUGAUCUGCUUGCUGACCUCUUCAUCAGACACGAGCGUCGUCUGCACAUGUAUGUGGUUUACUGUCAGAACAAGCCGAGAUCAGAGUUCAUUGUCAUCGAGUAUGAGACCUACUUUGAGGAGAUCCAGCAUGAGAUCAGCUGCAGGAUGUCCAUCAGUGAUUAUCUGAUCAAACCGAUCCAAAGAAUCACCAAAUACCAGCUGCUGCUCAAGGAUUUCCUCAAGUAUACGUCCAAAGCAGGAUUGGACUGUGAGGAGAUUGAGAAAGCCGUGGAGCUGAUGUCAUUGGUUCCAAAACGCUGCAAUGACAUGAUGAACCUGGGACGCCUGCAGGGAUAUGAGGGGAAGCUAACGUCUCAGGGGAAGCUACUGCAGCAGGAGACCUUCUGUGUUUGGGAGCAAGAUGGAGGAGUUCUGUCUCGCAGUAAAGAACGCAGAGUUUUUCUGUUUGAGCAGAUCAUCAUUUUCAGCGAACUUCUGCGCAAAGGCUCCAACAAUCCAGGGUACCAGUUCAAGAACAGCAUUAAGGUGAGUUACCUGGCAAUGCAGGACAGCGUGGAUGGUGAUCCCUGUAAGUUUGUGUUGUGGUCUCGUGGAUCGGCCGAGCGCUUCACGCUGCAGGCAUCGUCUGCCAGUAUCAAAAUGACCUGGGUAGAAACCAUUGCUGCCCUGCUGGAUGCCCAGAACAACUUCCUGUCAGCUCUCCAGUCUCCUAUUGAGUAUCAGAGAAAGGAGGGCGUUAUCUCUGUGACACGCCCAUUGUCAUCAGGGAGGCCGCCAUCUGCCCCACCUACUCCCAAUGGUCACGCCCCGCAGCCCCCUCCUGACAGUGAGCAGGAAGAUCAGGAGCUGGUUCUGGUGCUACAGGACUUUGUGGCAGUGCGGGAAGAUGAGAUUUCUGUGUUUCGGGGAGAGAAGGUCCAGAUUCUUGCAUCCAACCAGCAGGGCCAGAGUCUGGUCUAUCGACCGGCAAACAGCGACUCGCCAGCCGCCGAGGGCUGGGUGCCACGCAGCGUACUCAACACACACUGACACAUACACAUGAACAAACACUGACAGCAGGGUCAGAGUCUGGUUUACUAUUAGUAGAUACACAAACACAAUGGCAGCACUCCAAAUACUGAACAUGAACUGGGUCAGAACCAUACUGGGAAAUAUUUGUGAUGCGUGAAAUGUAAUCAUUGUGAUGGCAAUGUCUGCCUAUCCGUACAAAAAUAUAUAAAAAGGAUCAUAUGAUGUCCAGACGCUUUGGGCUAAUCUUCCUCUUGUAUCCUCGACCUUAGUCCUUGGUCACUAACCACCGUUGGCUAUAGACGGAGGGUAGGAACAUAGAUAGAAUAUACACUUCCGGGUCUGAGCCCAUGGAAGCGGACAGAAAAAGAAAAGUUUGAAUUGCUACUGAGUGAUGUAGAAUCUCAGGCUCUUGUGUAGGUGAGUCCUUGUGGUGGGCUCAGUCCAAACGGGAAGCAAAGAUUUGCCUCAUAUUGCUCAUGUGAAUACAGUCUUUGGACCAUUUUGCAACACCCAGAUUUUCUCUACUAGAUACCAGUGGGUAAACGACUUCCUUCCUAAGCAAAAUUGACUUACCAGAGUUUGACAAUUUUGCUUACUUUUCUCCCAUCUCUUUCUUCCAAAACAAAGCUGAAUCACUUUGAUUUGGCUGCCAACAAACCACAGUAGUAGCCAUCUCAUCAGUUUCUGACUCAGAGGUGUCAAAAGAAUCCAGCCUAUGGAAGAAUCUCAGCUCCUGUGAGCAUCCUGAGGAUUUCCCAAGACAGAUCAGAUGUAGUGAUUCUGGUGCUCAAUUAGGCAUGCUUCAAGAGGCAUCCUGAUCCAAUGCCUGAACCACCUCAGCUUGCUCCUUUCUCAUUCACAUAAUAAUCUCGACCUAAACUUUUUUUUUUCAUUAUUGUCUCUUUAUGUAACAGUACUGCGACCCCUCAGAGGGUACCUGAACCUUAGGUUGGGAACUGGAGAGGUAGGCGUUGCCAUCAUUCAAGCUUCGAAGGUUUCCUGACAUGUUUCAAGCCCUGAUUACUGUUCAGUAUUAAAGACCACACACACACACACACACACACACACACACACACACACACACACACACACACACACUCUCCCAGCAGCAGGUACUGUUAGUCUCCUCCCUCUUUCCUGGUGCUUCAACAUUCUGCAAGAACACACUUCUCCACCUCGUCCAAUCAGACGCUGCCGUCAGGGUCCCAAGCAACCAGUAAUCCACUCUGACUUCCCCGUGGGUCAGUAGGAGGGAGGUCACAUGACCAUCAUUACAAUCAUCACUAUCAUCCGUCCUUAUCAACAGAUGGAGACUCCAGGAAGAAGAGACAGGUUAAAAAAAAAAAAAAAGCCUCCUGGACGAGAAGAGGCAAAAAGACUCAUCAGCCAAUCAGAACUGAGCUCUCUACAUUUCGUCCUGUUAAUAGUGUGUAUAAAGAGACUGAGGACACACUCCAUACACACACCCCUGCUAUGAUGAAGAUGCAGAUGAAGAUUACUAUGAAGAUAAUUAAGAAUAAUAGAAUCUGUUUUUCACCUCAAUAGGGAGAAAAAAUGAGAGAAACUGUUUGUCAUAUUAAUAUCUGUGUGCGUGUGCAUGAGAGAGAGGGAGAGCGUGUGUGUGUGUCUGUGUGUGUGUGUGUGUGCGUGUGUGUGUGUGUGUGUGUGUGUGUGUGUGUGUGUGUGUGUGUGUUAGUGAUGCCGUCCUGUGUGUGUGUGUAUGUGUGUUUUUUCCAGGGACAGCUAGGUGGUGUCCCGGUGUAGCGUUGCCAUGACAAAUCGUUGUGUUUGCGGUGACACCAUUUUGGGUUUUUUUUUUUGGUUGGUUGUUUGUUUUGGUUUUUUUUAGCGAACCAGAGCUGCCGCCGCCCAUCUUCUUCCCCUCCCCUCCUCCAUCUUUCUCCAGCCAACAUGGCAGCCUCAGCUUUGGUUAGUUUGAUAUUCUGAUUAUGCAUUUCUCGUUCCUGUAUAUAAAUCUGACGUCCAACUGCUACUCCACAAACCGUGGACACUGAACCAGUCUGUCUCUCAGCAGCCCAACCUACUGUGACUGUCUGUUUCUACUAAAACUGUAACCUUUCAGCACGCUCUCUACCUGUCUCUCUCUACCCGUCUCUCUCUCUCUACCUCUCUGUCUCUCUCUGUUUCUCUGGUGCCAUUCUCAGACAACACCCCGGUCCUUAAGGAGCUGCGCAGCCUGUCAGGUGCACUAAAGAGUGGUUAGGGUGGAGGACAGUGGGCUCUAAAGCAAUUUAUGAAGGUUUUAAGGUGUUUGUUUGUGAAAAGUUUGAAUUCUUUAAAGUCUGUUCAAUUCAGCGUCUAUAAAUUGAUCUUAAUAUGUACAACCUGUUGGCAACAGCUUUCUGGUUUCUGUUUGUAGAAAUACAAUGGAAGUACCAAAACCUGCAGUUCCUCUAAUGUCCACUUGAGGCUCCAAAAGUGAGUCAAUUCCCAUAGACUCCCAUGUGAGUUUUGGUCUAAUUUCCCUCUUUAUAGUAGCUGUACAGGAUAGAAUUUCUCUGGACCAUGUUUGAACUGAUUUGUGUAAUUUGGUAAUAAAUAGAAUUACAUCAUUAGCGUAUAGGAUACGCAUAUAGCUUAUAGUCAAUCCAUCCUUUCUGGAGCAUUUUUAAGACUUGCAAGAAAUCUUUUGCAUUCACAUGAAUACAAAUCUCAAAACUACCAACCGUCCAUAAUUUAGCCUUUUAAAACUUAUCUGCAUUUGUAAACAAUGCAUGAACCCAACAUUUGCAGGUUUCGAGACCCUGUGUGGAAUGCUUCAACAGAAACCAGGAAGCAUGGCUGGUUCCUGAGCAGGUUUCACAGGAACGUAUGCCACCAAAGCCUCUCUUAAUGUGCAUAUGGAUUGUGAUUGUGAGGACAGUAUUAAGAAAGACUUGAAAGAAAGAUAACUUUUUCUUAAAGGGCAACACGCACCUAUGGCACUUGACUAUGACACUCAUGAAAAGUCUUAUCCCAGCUACUGCACACCUGGCUUUGUACACUACACUACUGGUUUUUCCAACAAUGUUUGGCAGCAGAGCUUUGAUCCAGUCUGCUUGAAAUAUUUUUGGUAGGUGGAUGGUGGACACCAGAUUGUCCAAAACAUUCUGGUUGGAGAUGGUAUUUGGGGUUAAAUAUUAAGCAGUUUGGCAACAUUUACUUUACUGGGUAAUUUCAAGUAAAAAUUUCUUAAAUAUUAUUUUUAAAUCAUAUAUAUUCAGCUGUAAAUUACAUGAUAUUUUAUCACAUUUGUUGAACAGUUUGGUUGUAAUUAUGAGGGAACGUGUUCAUUGCUGCCUGUUAUAUACUGGCUAAGUGAAAAAUAGUUGAUAAACCGAUAAUCCUCGGAGUCUCUGAGCUGACGUUCAGCAGUGUAAAUUCUGUUCGUUAGUGUUUAAACUGAUACAAUGACGAUCCUCUGUGUUAUAAAACUUCAGCCACUUAGAUAUUAUACUGAUUUUCACAAGAGAAGCCGUAGAAUAAGCGCAUUCAGUGUGGCCAAUCAUCCUUUUAGUAAACUCUGAUUUUACAGAUGUCGGUAUAUCAACUAUUUUUCAUAUCCCUACAGAAGUUCCGAUUUUUUAGCAUUAAAAUGUUGAAUGUGAUGAUCAGGUACUCUUAUUCCUUUAUAAUUAGAAUGAAACUGGUUUCUUUAAAAUACUUGUUAAUUUGCAGCUAAGCAGCAGCAACUGUUUUUGGGAAACUGGAUACAAAUUACACAAAUGUACAACUUUGUAGUAAAAAGCAGAAUUUCUAGAGGCAGUGUUAAUGUCAUGUGGGAGUCAUUAUAAAUACCAACAUCCACUUGUUCACAUAAACAUGCAAGUACAAAUUGAUCGUCUGAAAAAUAAGUUAAUAAGGACUCCUUAAAGACCUUCAAGCCACUUAACAUUAAUAUGACAUUCGUCAGGUGAAUGACCCUUAAAAACAGACGCCACUUUGCUCCCUUUUCAGGGCUGGCGAAGGAUUUUGUGUCAGUGUGAUGACUGUCAAUGCAAAAAAUAAAAAAAUUAAAAAGUUUAUAGUGUUCAAAAUGUUUAAAACAAUAGCAAAGUCACAACUUUGGAACUCGGAGUGCACCAGAAGGGUUUCAAUGUGAUUGCAGAGCAUUACAAAGGGAACUCUGAAAGGUGGAAAAACUGUGCAUUAUGAAGAGUUUUUAGGUUAAAUGUAUUGCACGAUGAAGGUGCUACAAAGUAAAGCUUGAACUACAGUGUGGACCAGUUUUAAAGGUGAAAGAUGGAUAACUGUGCACUAUAAAGGUGUUUAUACGGUGGAAAAUAGCACACAGCUUUGAAAUCAGUGCACUAUGAACGGUUUGAGGUGAAAGGUAGUGUACUAAGGUUUAGAAUGGAAAAUAGUACACUACAAAGGGCAUAGGGUGCUGUUUGAGACCCAGCCUUGUUGCCGACUGGCAAACUCAACUAACCAAUCAAACAGUGUUAUUUGUACAGAACUAACAGCUGCUAACUGACUGCUAACAGCUCUCUGUGUUUGUAAUAAACUUCAUUUUUCAUCCAAA
Messenger RNA from Archocentrus centrarchus (flier cichlid), 11617 nucleotides. Its product is annotated as kalirin-like. The record is from RefSeq and is a predicted model, not a curated record. Lineage: Eukaryota; Metazoa; Chordata; Actinopteri; Cichliformes; Cichlidae. Gene Ontology annotation, molecular function: protein binding; guanyl-nucleotide exchange factor activity. The transcript is spliced from 57 exons. Bases 1 to 7110 code for a protein of 2369 amino acids. Gene Ontology annotation, biological process: axon guidance. Gene Ontology annotation, cellular component: cytoplasm; extrinsic component of membrane.